AUGGCUGUCUCAAUCGAGGAGCUCGACACCACGGUUCGCGCCUUUUACGAGAGCCGUGGAGAGCAGCAAAAGGCUGCCCAAGCAGUCCUGAACCAGUUCAAAGAGGACCCCGAUGCAUGGCUCAUGGUGGACAAGAUCCUAUCCGACGCUCAAUAUCCCCAGACAAAGUACUUGGGUCUGCAGGUCCUCGACAAUGUCAUCUCGACAAGAUGGAAGGUUUUGCCAAGAGAUCAGUGCCAAGGCAUUCGAAACUUCAUCGUUCAGUUCAUCAUCCAGUGCUCCAACUCAGAAGAGGCGUUGCAAAGCAACAAGACCUUGCUCAACAAGCUCAACAUCGUUCUCAUCUCCGUUCUCAAGCAGGAGUGGCCCCAUAACUGGCCCACCUUCAUCAACGAGAUCAUCUCGUCCUGCCACGCGAACCUCUCCAUUUGCGAAAACAACAUGAUCAUCCUGCGUUUGCUGUCCGAGGAAGUCUUCGACUACUCCGCCGAGCAGAUGACGUCCACCAAGACGAGAAACCUGAAGCAGACCAUGUGUGCCGAGUUCUCCCAAAUCUUUCAGCUCUGCCAGGAGGUCCUCACGACCGCCGAGCAGCCCAGCUUGGUCAAGGCCACGCUCGAAACCCUGCUGCGAUUCUGCAACUGGAUCCCCCUCGGUUACAUCUUCGAGACGCCGCUGAUAGAGACCCUGCGAACUCGCUUCCUGCGCGUGGCCGAGUUCCGGAACAUCACCCUCCAGUGCCUGACCGAGAUUGGUGGCCUUCAGACCGGAGGCGCCGGUCAGACCGGCUCGUACGAUGAGCAGCUGAUCAAGAUGUUCACCGAGGUGCUCACGACCAUUGCUGACAUCAUUCCCGUCUCGCUUGAUCUGAAGACGACAUACCCCAGCAGCAACUCGAAGGACCAGGAGUUCGUCCAGAACCUCGCCCUCUUCCUCUGCAACUUCUUUGGAUCCCACCUUAACCUCAUCGAAAACCUCCCGAACCGAGACUAUCUCCUUCACGGACACUACUACCUCAUCAGAAUAUCCCAGAUCGACGAUCGCGAAAUCUUCAAGAUCUGCCUCGACUACUGGCUCAAGCUGGUCCAGGAACUCUACGAAGAGAUGCAGCAGCUGCCCAUAACCGAUCUGAACCCCCUCAUGGCUGUCGGCGGCGGCAUGUCGGGCAGCGGCGCCCCGAACCCUACGCUCCUCAUGAAUUAUCCCCUCCGCAAGCACAAGUACAACGAGGUUCUGUCGAACCUGCGCGUCGUCAUGAUCGAGCGAAUGGUUCGGCCCGAGGAAGUCUUGAUCGUCGAAAACGACGAGGGAGAGAUCGUUCGCGAGUUCGUCAAGGAAAGCGACACGGUUCAACUGUACAAGACCAUCCGCGAAUGCCUGGUCUACCUCACCCACCUUGACGUCGUCGACACCGAAAACAUCAUGACGGAGAAGCUUGCCCGACAGGUGGACGGCUCCGAGUGGUCGUGGCACAACUGCAACGUCCUCUGCUGGGCCAUCGGCUCCAUCUCGCUGGCGAUGAAUGAAGAGACGGAAAAGCGAUUCCUCGUCACCGUCAUUAAGGAUCUUCUCGGCCUCACCGAGAUGAAACGAGGCAAGGACAACAAGGCGGUCGUUGCUAGCAACAUCAUGUACAUUGUCGGCCAGUAUCCCCGCUUCCUCAAGGCCCACUGGAAGUUCCUCAAGACGGUUGUGAAUAAGCUCUUCGAGUUCAUGCACGAGUCUCACGAAGGUGUGCAGGACAUGGCCUGCGACACUUUCAUCAAGAUCGCUCGCCAAUGCCGGCGCCACUUUGUCGCGCUCCAGCCUAGUGAGCAGGAGCCGUUCAUCGAGGAAAUCGUCCGCAACAUGGGAAAGAUCACCUGUGAUCUCACACCCCAGCAGGUGCACACCUUUUACGAAGCCUGCGGCUACAUGGUUGCCGCCCAGGGAAACAAGCAUCAGCAAGAGCGGCUGCUCGCCGACCUGAUGAACAUCCCCAACGCUGCCUGGGAUGAAAUCAUCAAGCAGGCGACCGUCAACCCGUCCAUUCUGCAAGACUCGGAGACCAUCAAAGUCAUCGGCAAUAUCAUGAAGACCAACGUGUCGGCCUGCACCUCGGUCGGAUCGUAUUUCUACCCCCAGAUUGGCCGCAUUUAUCACGACAUGCUUCAGAUGUAUCGAGCCACGAGCACGCUGAUCUCCGAAGCCGUCGGCAGAGAUGGCGAGCUGGCGACGAAGAUGCCCAAGGUCCGAGGCCUGCGCACCAUCAAGAAGGAGAUCUUGAAGCUCAUCGAGACCUACGUCGAAAAAGCCGAGGACUUGGCUGCCGUUCGCGCCCAGAUGGUUCCUCCGCUCCUGGACUCGGUCCUGGUUGACUACAACCGAAACGUGCCGGGCGCGCGCGAUGCCGAAGUCUUGAAGGCCAUGUCUACCAUCAUCACCAAGCUCUCCGCUUUGAUGGAGGAUCAGGUCCCCACCAUCAUGGAGAAUGUCUUCGAGUGCACGCUCGACAUGAUCAACAAGGACUUCUCCGAGUUUCCCGAGCAUCGCGUUGAGUUCUUCAACCUGUUGCGGGCCAUCAAUCUCCACUGCUUCCCAGCCCUCUUGAAGCUCGAUAACAACCAGUUCAAGUUUGUCAUCGAUUCGUGCUCGUGGGCUUUCAAGCACGAUAACCGCGAUGUCGAGGCGGCCGGAUUGAACAUGUGCUUGGAGCUCAUCAACAACGUUGCCGACAAGACGGAUGUCGCUACCGCCAAUGCCUUUUUCCAACGCUUCUUUACCACCAUCCUGCAGGAUGUCCUCUUUGUGGUGACGGACAGUGACCACAAGGCUGGCUUCAAGACGCAGUCGAUGCUUUUGAUGAAGCUGUUCUAUUUCAUUCAUCCUGCGGACGGCAUGCAACCCAAGAUCCAAGGGCCGAUUUAUAUGCCAGAUCAAGCACAGGCUGGAACGAGCAACAAGGAAUUCCUCGGAAACUCUGUCGCGACGCUGCUCCGCAACGCUUUCCCCAACUUGCAGCCGACGCAAGUUAGCAGCUUCGUCGAGGGCCUGUUUAAUUUCAACACCCAGUACGACAAGUUCCGACUGAACCUUCGGGAUUUCUUGAUCUCUCUCAAGGAAUUUGCCGGCGACAACGCCGAGCUUUUCAUCGUGGAAAAGGAGCAGCAGGAGCUUGAUGCCAAAACUGCCGACAUGGAGCGACGGCAAAAGGUUGGCGGUCUCCUCAAGCCAUCCGAGCUGGACGACGACGAAUUGUGA
This is a messenger RNA of Drechmeria coniospora, 3240 nucleotides long. RefSeq names its product exportin-1. The transcript is spliced from 11 exons. Gene Ontology annotation, cellular component: cytoplasm; nucleus. The coding region runs from base 1 to 3240 and encodes 1079 amino acids. Gene Ontology annotation, molecular function: small GTPase binding; nuclear export signal receptor activity. The record is from RefSeq and is a predicted model, not a curated record. Lineage: Eukaryota; Fungi; Ascomycota; Sordariomycetes; Hypocreales; Ophiocordycipitaceae. Gene Ontology annotation, biological process: protein export from nucleus; ribosomal small subunit export from nucleus; ribosomal large subunit export from nucleus.